This is a messenger RNA of Spirodela intermedia, 19039 nucleotides long. Lineage: Eukaryota; Viridiplantae; Streptophyta; Magnoliopsida; Alismatales; Araceae. The record is from the annotation of a GenBank genome assembly.
AUGGAGUUGCAGAACGCGGUAAAGGAGGCGUUGAACGCUCUCUAUCACCACCCCGAUGACUCCGUCCGCAUCCGGGCUGAUCGUUGGCUCCAGGAUUUUCAGCGGACUAUUGACGCCUGGCAGGUUGGCUGCUCUCAGAUCCAAAGAUUCUCUCCACCUCCCUCUCUAAUUUGUCCUCUUUAUCCUCGUAUCUCCUUUCUACUUCUUUUUUGCACAUCUGAUUAUUUAUCCAGUUCUUUGCCGAUACGAUAUAUGCAUAAUUUACCCAAAGCGGGAAUUACUCAAUCAAUGGUGGACUCUUGGGGUCUUAUGUUUGUUGGGAAUCAUCGAGAAGGUGAGAUAGAUUUAGUGCGAAUAAUGAGUGCGGCCUGCACUAUUCUUGGUGAUUGUACAUUGAGUGGGUACGUUGGCGAUGAUAUGUAAACAACUUAUGGGCACGUCCAAGGGUCUCCAAAUUCGUUUGAUUUGGGCAAAUUCGAAUGUAUAAUAGCCAUUUUUAUAUUUCUCUCUCAGUUUUGGUCAAAUGAACUACAUUGGAAAAAUUUAUGAUUUUUUUUUCCUAGCUCUUUUCAUAAGGUGGCGUGCAAAGGCCAGUAAUUAUAAUUUUGAGUGCAUGAACUUCGAAGCAAGUUUAUUUUUGGACAGUGGGAAUGUGUUGACGAGAGUUAUUCUGCUUAACUAUUCCCUGGUCUUUCUCAUUCUACCAGUGCUUCGCUAGUCUCUUCUCAUCUGGAGCUUUCAGAUUUCUCAUAAUCUCUCCGCCAUAUGAAUUCAAAGUAAACAUUGGGCUCCACUUCUUUCGUAAGCUGGCACUUUUAAUUUAAUUUGUUUGUUCAGGUUGCUGAUAAUUUACUCCAUGAUCCAAGCAGCAAUAUGGAAUCUCUCAUUUUUUGUUCUCAGACCCUGAGGAGCAAGGUGAUAUAUGUUAACUUGUGAAUGUAGCGUCUACUUUCAAGCUUUCUAUCUGUCUAGAUGUUUGAAUUUGAUGUCUGUGUGAUUUUUAGGUACAACGAGACUUUGAAGAGCUACCUUCUGAAGCUUUCAGGCUAUUACAGGAGUCCUUGUAUGUGAGUACUUUCAUCAUAACUAGACCAUCUUCUCUAUGUGGGAGAACUAAAUACUUUUUUAUUAACAAUCAGGGCAUGCUUUCUAAUUACAUUUAGCAGAGUGAUUUGAUUUACAUUGAUAUUUUUCGUUAGUGGGCCUCUCUAAACUUAUAGGUGUCCAUUCUCUGACUUACAACCUUUCGUUGUGCCGCUUAAAAGUUGUUGAAAUUAAUAGGUCUUCAAACUUUGCCCUGUGUUCAUUUCUAUGCCACGGUUGCUAAACUCUUUUUGUUGGCCAUGUUAUGCUUCCAUAAUGUAAUCUGAAUAUCUCAAUAGUAAUAAUCUUUACUUCUUCAACUGAGGUAAGAAUUUACUUUUGUGACGUAUUUCUUGCGAUUUUUCAAUCACUCUGUCUCCUUUUACAUGAGGCAUAUUUAUUGAAAGUGAGGAAAAUUCUACAGCUUAUAUUCGCUCUUUGAUAUUAAGAUUUAUGGUGAAUCAUCUUCUUUCAUCUCAUGUUGAGCUGGUUUGGAUUCAUUUCACUUUUUAAAUACAACUUGAAAAACUUAUAUUGCUUGGCUCAAAGUUGAACAGAAAAUGUCUUAUCUCUUGAAUCUUAAUUUCCUUUGGAUAGUGGUAUCAACACACUGACACAGGUUUUAUGAAAAACCUGGAAAUUUUGAGAUUUUAGGAAAAACUGUGCGUUAAUUGAGGGUGUCAGUGAUGCCACGCAGAUGAUUGGAUCCGGGCUUAGUCACGAAAAGAGAUUCAUCUUAUUGUGCACAUGGUUCAAUAAAGGACUCGAAGAAGGAAACACAAGGACUCCAUCUCCUCAUUAAUUGAUGUACCUUAGUUAUUGCAUUGAUAUUACGUGAUGAGAUUUUAGUAGUUUUCAUUCAUAUUGUCUCAUUUAGCAAUGCAUCUUAGUUUGGAUGUGUUUAUUGUAUUAGAUUAACUAUUAUGAGUUUGUUGAAUGCAGAAACUGCUCAAAAAGUUCUCUAAGGGACCUCCUAAAGUCAGAACACAGGUUCUUGAACUAACAAUUUAUAUACAAGAAUCUUUUUGGACGCUUUUUGUCAUAUAACUAAGGCAAAUAAAAUGUUUCUUUCAGAUCAGCAUCGCCAUUUCUGCUCUUGCUGUACAUGUCUCUAAAGAAGACUGGGGAAAUAAUGGGAUCAUCAAUUGGAUAAAACAAGAAAUGAAUACGUUUCCUGAACAUAUUGCCAGUUUUCUGGAACUACUCACCGUAUUGCCGCAGGUACUGCUGAAUAAGUUACAUCCAUUUCCUCUCCUUCUUGGUUUUAUCAUUUUUUGUUGCCUUUCUCACUUUUCUUGUUGACAAGUAUUUGAUUUUCUUCACCGGGUUGAGAUAUGGGAGAGAAUUAAAAAAGAAGAGGCUAGUUCAAUUGUCUACAUACAAAGCUUCUGAGACAAGUUUUAAACGUGGCAAUUUGUUACCAUGUUGAUAACCAAACUUGCUCAGGCUGGGAACUACUCAUUUUCACGUGCUCAAGGGAUGUUGAGGUGUCAGGUUAGAAAACGACUGCACUGUAGGACGCUGCAGCAUUUAAUAAUCACUGUAGUAAAGGACUUCACAUGCCAUCCACUGUAUGGCAGCAUGAUCACAGUUGUAUUCUCAGCAUUCAAUACAAGUGGGAUGUCAAGGAUUUGACGAUAUGAAUGUACACAGAAAUAAACAAUCAACCAGUAAAUUCCAUGGAAUUCAAUCAGCUGGCCAGAAAAUUUUACGGUUUGAGAUGUGCUAAAAUGAAGAAUUAAGGACCUUAAUCAUAAGACAGCCCCACUUAUCGUAAUUAAGGAGAGACCGCGCUAUGUUAAUUAGGAUUUGAGUUUUUGGUGGAUGACAAGCUGACAUCCUUGACAUCUGAUUUUGAGGACAAGUUCAUGGGGAUAAGUUGUUAGGGGACAGCAAAGUGAGGCUUAGUUUUAAGUAUAUAUAUUUUAUGGUAUGAUUAGCACAUUAUCAUUCAUAAGUUCUACAAAGAAACGUUAAAGAAAGAGAGAUUUUAACUUUUUUCAUGGUAGUAAUAUUGUUGUAGAAAAGAUAGGAUAAAGUUAGAAAGAAAAUAAUGUAAUUGUAAAAGUAGAAAGUCAUUUGGUAACGACUGUAUUUUGAUAUAAAUAUUUAACACGAACUAAUUAUGCAUUAGAUAUAUACUUAUGUAUAUCGUAUGUAAUACACUCAUGUGAUUGCAUGGGAGAUGAUGGUCUGUGUGCAGAUUGACAUCUGUGCAUUUUUGCUAACGCAAAUGGCAGAUCUCCUAGAUAGCUGAGGCACCUUAGACGUCUGGGGUACUUCCCAAGGCAUCACCUCAAGUACUAGGGUAGUAGCUGCUCAUAUUCUUCAACUUCACUUUCUUAAAUAUAUUUUUUCUACAUUUUAGAUUCCCAAUUUUAUGCUCUGAAUACCACGUCUGCUAAACUUAUUUGAUGUAUGUAGAAACACUAUAAACUUUUCAACUUGUCCUUCCAAAAAUUUCACUUGAAAAUAUGCCAAAAUUGCUUGGAAAUUUUCAGCAUGUGUGGUUAUUUUCCAAAUGAGAGAUAGCUUUCAUCCUUCACCGGAUUUGACGCAUUCAACAUUAUGAUUUAUGCCAAUAUGAGUUGUCUUUCCUAAUUGCAUCAAUCAUUAUCAUCUUCCAUGUUCAGUAACUUCCUUCAUUACUACCUUUUCUAUAUUGAGCUGACAUUGUUCCAGUAGUAAGUAAAAAAAGGAGAAUAAGAAAUUUCCUAGUCUCAAUCCCAUAACGACAAGGUUCUUCAUUGGUAAGAAUAUAAAACAUAGCUGUUGAAUGCACCUCAUCACCCUUUUUUUACAUUGUUCUUUGAGCUCUAAAUAUGAGUUCUAUUCACGCAACUGUGUCUAAUUCGAUAUCAUAUGCUUUUAUACACUCACGUACAUUAUCUUAUGAAGCAAUUAUGAAUAUGGGAUCUUAGGACACUUUUUUACUGCAAACAGGAAGCCUUCAGCCAUAAGAUCGCAGCUCGUCCUGAGAGACGUCGCCAAUUUGAGAAAGAACUCAUCUCAUCUGUGGAAAUCGCUCUUAAUCUUUUGGCAGCGUGUGUGAGGUUUGAAGAACUGAAAGAACAGGUAAUUUUUACUCCAAGUUCUUAAGAAUAUUAUUGGUCAGGGGGUAUUGCUUGGCUUCUGUCAUUGUCAAGUCAUUAAACUUUGGGAACUAAUUUACAUUGUUCUAUUUUUCUAAAAUAGUGCAUGUAACAGAACAAAUUAUAGGAGACAAAAGUAUCUUUUUAAAUCUGUCCAGUCAUUCCCUGGUCUGGGCUUGUAACAGUAUAUAUCCAGGGCAGCCUGCUUGAUAAACUAAUAGGUUCGUGAAAUGGUAGCCAAUGCUAGAGUAAAUUAAUUGUGGCCCCAUACGUACUAAAUGAAAACAUAUAAUUGAGAACAUACACUCGUAGAACACCAUUUGAUACAGCCUUCAGCCUCCUUUUUUACCUGUCAUUUCUUUUGUUUUCAAUGAAUUUUAAGCUCGUGUCAUCUUCUAACAAUAUGGAUGUAUAAUGUAGAUAUGCAUGUCCAUCCUUGUUGACAGCAUUUCAAUUGGGGCCACUAGGAUUUGAGGCAUUGGACAAUGCUGUCCAGCCAAUCACUUAUCUAACAUUGAAGUGAUAUCUUAUUUAUUGAGUUGUUAUCAACACAUGUUUAUUAGUAUACGGAGUAGGGCCAUCAUUUGAAGUCACAUUACAUAAAAAAAGCAUUUUAGAUAAUGGUAGCACAUACUGGAAUGUAUUUGACCCCAGUUGAUCUAUAUUUAUUGUGCACAGCAACUGCAUUGCAAUGGAUUAAUUCGGUUUUCAAAUAACACAAGCUGAUUAAGCCAUAUUGUUCUUGGUGGAGUUUGCUCUGGGUACGAACCAAUCUAUCAAAAAGUUUUGUUUUGCGCGGUUUAAUUCCUUGCAGAUUACUUCCCAAAUUGACCAGAAGUUGAUUAAAGCAAAUUUCAAUAGAUCAGAUUAAUGGCAUAUAAUUUUCAUUGGUUCAGACAAAAAUAGACGAUUCUUCCAUCAUUCCUACACCAAAAAUUUAAUUUAAAAUGUACACACCUUCCAGAAAAGUGUCGCAACUUAUUCUUUUACUGUUUCGGCCCGUCUUUUUGUAAAUGACAAAUGUGCUGUAGUAAAUUAUUUGGUCAAUUUUUUCUUCAUUAUCACAGCUUGCUUGGGAUGUCCAUUUUGUGUUGGAAUCUUUUUGGUGGUGGCCAAGACGUGUUUUUAUGGCAGCUGUUAUCUAUUUUACAGUAGUUGUCGAACAGUAUGAAUUAAUUGGCCCUCAUUUUCGUAUUUCUUCCAUAUGCAUCCCUAAGGUACAACAUGCCUAUGCUGCUGUUUACUCCAACUUUGUGAAAUAAGAAAAUCGAAACUUGAUUUAGUUUUCAGCAGCAUUUAUUCUUUAGGCAUGUUAAUAGAAUACGAAGGCAUUCCAUUGUUUUUGUUUUAGGUUUUCAGGUUUUGAGAUAUGUAGAGUCUUGGGUGUUAAUAGAUGCCCUGGGAAGAUUUGAGUAUGUGCAACUUUCUUAUAUAUGUUUAGCCCUGUCAGACCCAUCCUUUGAUUUGUCAGUUUGAUAAACUUCGCAUGUGCGGUGGUAAAAUAUAUCUAAUGUUAAAUAUGUUGGCAGGUAUUGGAAGCAUUUGGUUCAUGGCUUCGGUUGAGCAAGGGGUCAGUACAUCUUAUCCGAACUUACCUCAGCUUUUGUCCUUUUGUCCUUUUUCAUCAUACGGGACUUAACCAGGACAUUUUUCAUGCCUUUAACAUGAAAUAGUCUCAGCUUCAAUAAAAUAAAUGAGAGGAAAUAUGUUUGCUUGUUUAAGUAGAAUAUAAUACCGUUUGUUUAUGACUACACAUUUGAUAGCAGUGUUGUUACAUUAAGAAAAUACGUCUAAAACUUCCUAUGUGUGUUAUUCUGAGAAAACAGCUAUGACCCGUUAUUUUUUUAAUGCUGCUGUGUUACAGGAUUCCUGCAUCCACGCUUGCAUCCCACCCUUUAGUCCACGAAGCCCUUCAUGCACUAAAGUCUGAGCAGCUUUUGGAGCCAGCAGUAAAUGGUAAUCGGAAGAAAAUUUCUAUAUAUUCACAUGAUUCUUUUCUGAUUUUAAUUAAGAUAUUUGAUGCAACUUUAAGUAACAUUCGGUACAUAUUGUGCUUUGUUGGAUCCUCGUCAGGCGAAGAGAAAUGUAUAAAAUAAACCUCAGCCAUCACUCUUGAAAUUUCGAAUAUGCUGUCUCACAUAAUUCUUUAAUUCUUCUCUGCCGUUCCUUCUAGUGUUUAUGUCAUUUUCCUUCUCCCCGUGACCCUUUAAAAAAUAAAAUUCGUAGCAAUAAUUUUGCUAUAUUUUAUUGAACUUUGUUCUAUCGUUGACCUUCUUUUCCCCUCCUUUUCAGUUGUAUCUGAACUAAUACACUUCACUGCAUCACGAAACACUGGUGGGUUAUCUGCACAGAUCCCGUUGAUUCAUGUACUUGUGCCUCAUGUUAUGGAUCUGAUGGAGCAGCUGCGGGAUACUUCCAAGGUACCGAACUGCAGAAUUUGCUGUCUGAAUUCUUUAUUUGUGCUUCAUUCUUAGAUAGGUCGCUUGUUGUAUGCCAUAGAUAAUUAGUAUCUGGGCAAGUCCCUUAUAUGGAGCGUGAUCCUGGUCUUUUUGUCUGGCUUACCGAGGGGCUAUGGCCAAUGAUUGAGUGGUUGUCGUGGCUGGCAGCUGCUGCUAUUGGCCAUAGAGUGGGGGGCUCUUCUUCAUCCGUUUUCGUCCUAUUUUCCUGUUUUGUUGCUCUCCUUUCUUUUUGUCCCUUCUUUUUUUUCGGUUCCAUCCGUAGUGGAAUUUCUAUCUCAAAACGUCCAACUUCUUACAUAAUGGUGUUUCGACUCUACUAUUACUAAUUUUUUAUGGUGUUUUUCUGUUUUAUCAAACUAAUGGGAGUCCAUGGAUACCUGCACAUGACAACAGUAGUCACUGGAGUACGAAUAAAUAUUUAGUUGAUAUUUAUGUUGAUGCAGCACCCGACUGUUUUGAGGGUAAUGAUCCUUUUUCCUAGAUAGAGGAUUGUGCGCACAAAUAUGUAUCAAAUGAGUGCCUGUUUACGGCUGGACAGUGGGAUAUCCACAGAUGAAGUUGCGUUACCAGUAGCUCUAUGGUCAUAUGAACUGGCCAUAAAUCCUUUGGUUUAUAUAAUAAAAUAAUAAACUUGCUAUUUGUUUAUUGAUUUUCAUUAUAACACAUCAUUGAGCAGGCUUCCAAUAUUUUCAGUGAUGCUUUAAACGCAUCAUUCAUUGCAUACCUUCUGGGAGCUUUAGUAUUUUCUUAGAUAGAUAUCUUUUAGAAAAUGAUGGGGCAGAAGAAAAUUUCAACCUUACGAUUAACAUGUUCUGUCUUCAUGCUAUCUCCUUUCGAAACACAAUUAUGAUAAUAUCUCUCUAGUAGUCUUAUUUUUUUGAAUUAUUAUGUGUUUUAUCAGGGUGACGAAGAUAUAAAGGCCAUUGCUCGUUUAUUUGCGGAUAUGGGGGAUUCAUAUGUAGAGCUAAUUGCAACUGGUAACUUUGCGCUUGCGGAAGACUGCCUUUUUUAAUUUUACCUUUAUGUCAGUGUUUAAAAGAGAUGCUUUUCAGGUUCCAAUGAAUCUAUGCUAAUUGUACGAGCAUUACUUGAGGUUGCAUCACAUCAAGAAUAUGACAUUUCUUCUAUGACAUACAACUUCUGGCAUCACCUCCAGGUUAACUUGACUAAAAGGUGAUCAUUUCACAGUAACAUACAAACCUGUUUUCUUCGACCUGGAUUGUAACAGUCAUUCUGAAUGCUUCAGUGAUUCCUAUUCAUCAUUUGGAUCUGAAGCACUAGCAGAAGCAGAGAAGAACCGAAGAAUUCAAGCCUUCUGCCCAGCAUUUGAACACCUUGUCUCACUGGUGAGUUUUCAUCUCAGAAGGCUUCUAGUUUUGCCAUGGCUGCUCGAUUGCGUCUUGUGACAUCCAUUUUAGCUGAUGGAUUAGGGAAGGCACAUACGACUGUUCUGUUGGUUUGCUCAAUUUCUCUCUAGCUAUGGAGAUGUGAGAUUUCAAAUUCUGUCUCUGGUGCAGAUUAUUUCUCGGGUUCAAUAUCCAGAAAAUCAUCAGGAGCUCUCAAAAGAGGAUCUGAAGGAUUUUAAGCACAGUAGAUAUGGUAAUUAUGACAUUCAAUGUUGACUAAAAAUCUCGUCUUUUUCAUAGCUUGAUUUACUGUUGAUUUUUCGGCUCCCCAUUUGAUAAGCGUUUAUCAAAGCUUCUAUCUAGAAUUCAAAUAGUCAUUGAUGUAUUUUCGAGGUUUCGUUACUAUUUAUUUUUUGCUAUUUCAAACCCAGCAUUUCGGAGGUGUUUCGCAUUCGUUGUUUUAUAAUAAAAGCGCUUAGCUUUGGCAUCUCUUGGAGUUACUCGUUUCUCAGUUUGAAACGGGUUUAAUUAGAUCCCUAAACGGAGUAGAAUUAUGCAAUCCCUACUUAGAAGUGUUUUCUUAAAUAUGUGGGUACGCAUUUUCAUAUUUAAUUUAUUUUUCUUUGACAUUAGAUCAGUGUGUUCUGCUGCAAAAAAUGGUUCAUAUCUCACAUGCUUUUAUUUAUUCCUGAUGAGUUCUGACAUCUGAAUCUUUGGCAUGCUGAUUGGUCGUCACAAUGCUAGCUGCGAGUGAUGUGCUAACAGAUGCAACUGCCGUUUUAGGAGCUGAAGCAGUACUAAAGAUUGUCUUCUUAAAAUUUAUGCAGGUGAUGGUAAAAUACCUCGGAAAUAAUUUUUUCUUGUUUUUUCUGCACUUAUGCCUGGUGUAUAUGUAAAGUACUCUGGACAUAUAUAUUACGCAAACCAUACAGGGAUAAACAGUCGGGAAAAAUCUCUUCUAUUAAUCAAAUCAUAGAACAAUCGCUAGUUAUAUGCAAUUACCCCGGCCGCAGAAAAAAGGAAGAUACCUAGGUUAAGGAAACUGAUCAACUUGGAAACUGACAAACUAGGAGACUUCUCUCAACUAGGAAAUUAACACCUAAUUACUCCUUUUUCCUACAAUUCCCCUCAAGAUGGUAAAUAGGCAUUCUCCAUUCCCAAUCCAAUACAUGGAAUUGGUCUAGUAUGAGUUAUUGAUUCUCAUUGGCCAAACAAUUCAACUGAUAUCAAUAGAAGCUAACAUUUAGAUAAAAUGGUAGAUUUCGACUGGGUCUAGUGUGAGUUGUUGAUUCUCAUUGGCCAGAAAGUUCAAAUGAUAUCAAUAGAAACUAACAUAUAGAUAAAAAAUUAGAGGUUUAAACACCCAAACGGAGCAUAAAUAUCAUGCAUACUUGUUUGAUUUCAAUACGGUUGCAAUUUGGGUAAACAUAUGGUGAACGCAUUGACUACUUAGGAGACAUACUAAAAUUCUUGUAAAUCCUUCUUCUCCUUGAUAAACUUUCGAUUUGUAUCAUGAAUUAGGCUGUUAUUUGUACUUCUACUGACUUAUUUGUAUGACACACGUUUAGAAGGAAGAUGGAUUUUGAUUUCAAUGUCUCAUAUAAACAUUAUUAAUCAGAAAUGUUCAAUUAGACAGUGUUAUGACAUUGUACUAAGCUUCUACAUUUGACUGCACAAGUUUCUUGCUCACCAUGUGAUUAAAACACAUCACAUACUUUCUUUGAUCUAUAAUCCGUUUAUUUGAUUUAUCAAUUUUAAUACUGUAAAAGUACUUUAAAUUAUUAAGACGACUUAAAAUUUCUUGGCAAGUUUGAUCUUACUAUUACCUAUGAUCCAUAUAGACAAUGAGAAGGUUUAGUUUUCAAUUUUGUUUAUUUGUAACUAAGGUAUGGUCAUCUUAAACCUAUUAAAAUGGACUAUUUUGGAUAAUAUGAGGUUUUCCUCCAUCAGUAUGCUUUUCUUUAGCGUAUGUAUCCAUUAGGACAAUUUAUACAGACUUCGUAUGAUAGAUCCCCAUUCCAAAAGACAUUCCUCGCUUGAAUUUAUUGAUGCAAGGUAGUAAGUGAAAAAAGACAACCCCAUUUGCAUUAAUUUUGAAAAAUUUGCUUGAUAGUCGAGACACUGGUUUCAUGUAAACCCUCUUGCCAUAAGUCUUGCCUUGAACUUGUCAAUAAUACAAUGUGGUAGUUUCUUGUUUGUGAGUAGGAGGCAAUAAGCUUCUUCCCUUGAAGAAAUUUUAUCAGUUUCUAAUUUUUACUUUUUCGCAGAGCUCUCUAUUUUCCCAUUUAUUACAUGCAACCACUUAGUAUUCUUUAUAGUUUUUAGAAAUAGAUCAGAAAAUGAAGUAUACAUAAAUGAAAGGUAUGAUAGUAAAAGAUGCGUAUAAAAACUGUACUUGGAUAUAAGAUAUUGGUCCAAGUUCUACAUUUAUGAGCGUAAUAGAGGAAUUUGUUUCUUCUUUAUUACAAGAGGAGAUAGCAUUUUCUUACUAGGGGUUUUAAGUAGGAUAAGCUCUUAUAUUUUUCCUCAUAGAGUUCAUAGAGUUGGUCAUCAAUGAUUUUUCCUUGAGAUCACUAUGUAAUUUGUCGCUGAGAUUUUUAAUGUGGUUCGUUUGCUGCAUGAGUCUUAAUUAAGUAUGAUUAUAAGAUGGGAUGACACAAGAGUCGAGUAUCUUCCUGACUGGGAGACUCUCCCUACAAAUGGCCUAUUAUGGAAUAAUAGUACUACUCGAUUUUAAUAAAGGUGACAUCUUUACACUUCUUUCCUACUUGUGAGUGAAGAUAUUCAUACCCUAUGAAAAGAGGAGAGUGUCUAAGAAGGAUAUACUUUUUUAAUCUUAAUAUCAAGUUUGGAAUAUCCAAGUUGAAGAUUGGUACGACUCCUUCCUCUAGCUGCAAGAGAAGGAACUGGAUAUGUAUUCAGCUGGAUCAGUCAAUAAACAGGGUUCCGCAGAACCCUAACAGAACUUGGGAUGUAGUUUGAGAGGCUUCCCCUUCCCUCCACAGCUCGACCAAGCCCUAGAGUCCUGUUCACCAAAAAGAUCUCCCCCUUGUAUGUUCGAGUGUCCUUAAUAACCUACCCAUACAAUGAUCUAUCUGCCUUCGGUUAUAUGUCUUCAUCGGAACCUUAUCAAAGACAUUGAAAGAUAUAUAUAUAUAUAUAUAUAUAUAUAUAUAUAUAUAUGUAUAUAUGUAUAUCGAGAGAGAGAGAGAGAGAGAGAGGACCAAAGGGUCCCCAAAUUACUAGGGAAAAGACCAAAAAAACCAGUUGCGUUACAAAGUCCAUGUACUCGAAGGACCAAAAUGCCCCUCGAGUACACAGUUCAAAUUAAAUCUUAUAACAAUAGGCUACUGUCGAUUCACCUGUUUUUUAUGCUCAGCUAUUUCCUUUGAUGGAAGAGUACAAGGGUGUGGAUUCUCAUGCAUAGCGCUUUCAGUUUUCAGAAAAAUAUGCAGCUAUUUAUCUAUAUAUUCCUUGCCAUUACGGAUUUCGUAUUGAUUUUUGUUCAUUCUGCGAAGAUACAGAUGUUUGUGAGGAACCUCCCUGUUUAUCUUCACCGAAUAAAUCAUGGUAUACUGAAUAAAGUCAUCAACGAAGUAAAAUAUUGAAAAUUAUCCAGUAACAGUUGGGAAAAUCUCCACACAGUGGAAUGAACAAGAUGAUCAGAAUAGGAACUAUUGAUAUUAGUUAAGGAGAACGAGUUCCUGCAAUAUUUAUAAGUGGGACAAGCAUAACUUUUAAGAGAUUCCAGGAUAGAGAUGUUACAGAUAUUUCUCAGUGAUUUGGACUUGGUAUCACAAGUGAUUCUUUAACUCUUAAAGCUCGACUGUACUCCAAGUGAGAGAUAGUAGAGUCUUGGUUCACAACCACUCCCAUUGCCUCAUCUACAGGGUUCAAAAGAUAGAAUAAUGUCGAAAGAAUUUAAAGUGUUGGGCGCUUUAAUGAUUCUUUCAGAUUACUUAGAAAGAGUAUGUUCAUGCAGAGAUAAAGAAUUUGAAGAGUAGGGGACAAGGCCACCGUUUAUCAAGAUAAAAAAUGGCCAUGUUGCCAAAUUUUUCUUGAUAGUCAUGUGCACAGUUGCUUUUCCUCACCCAAAACUCAAGGAUAUGAGAUAAAAUUCGUGUCAUCAGGUCUUAUGUUUCAAUAACUCUAGAGAAACUGCUUGAGUUGUUAGUGACUUUUAAUCCGGUUCCAAUUAGAUAUUGACUGCAUAGAUGUAAAUGUAGCGAUAUCUGGUCAUUAAAAGAUCUUCUAUAUUUCUUGCAAUUCCCUAUGUGAGAAUUUUUUUUGUGAGUAGUAUCGCCUCCUUGAAUAAAGAAACAAUGGGCCCUGGCGUCGGUGUGCUGCCUAUGAGCAAGGCCACAUGUCUUCUUGCAGAAUGAUCGUUUUCUUUUCUUAGAUUUAUCAUACUUCUUAAGGUGUUUCAUAACUAUUCGUAUUAUAUGAAAGAAACAAUGUCUAGUGCAGAAAUACCAAAGAUAAAGCACAGUAAAAGAACCCAGAACAGAUGGAGGGUCACAUACAACCUUCCAACCCUUUCUCGUAGAUGCACAAGAUACUAACACCGAUUUUUCUUCCCCGUCUCCAUCCUGAUCCGCCCAUCCUUAUAUCCUCUCCUUUCCCUCUCUUAUUUUAGCUGUUAGUCUCCUGCCAUAAUUGCUCUUCCACAACCGCCCUUUGCCAUUACUGUUCCUUGUCAUAACUGUGCCUUCCCUCAACCAUGCUAACUGUUAUUGACUUAUUGGGCUUUGGGCCUUCUUCCUUUUAGCAUGUGUGUGUGGAGCCUUAUCACAGGGCCAUAUGUCUUCUUGUAGAAUGGUCGUUUUCUUUUCUUGGACUUAUCAUACUUAUUAAUGUAUUUCAUCUUCUACUAUUUUCUCGCCACAAUGACUGUGGAGUCAUAUACUCUUUCCUUAUUCCUUGUUGACCAUAUUUCCUCAGUUGAAGUUGGGGCAUGAUUUUCUGAACAAGGACUGAUGAUUCCACUCAAAAAUUCCUUUUGCCUUCUUCACCAAGGACCUUAGAGAAAUCCUCUUGAAGGAUGGUAGGCCAUCCUUUGCAAGAAUCUUACUCUUCAAACUGUGAAUUCUGGAUUUAAUCUACCAUGUAACUGAAGUUUCUGCUUUUCUGUAUGUAGUGUAGAUGCUGCUUGUGGUAAGCCAUUGAAUCCCAAUUAGAAACUGCAAAACAAUCAAGGUCUUCCUAUUUACCUUUCAUUAUCCAAAAGUAUGUAAUCACAGGAAUACUACAUCAAUUGACGAAUAUCCAGUCUGAGGCUAGGUGAUGCAAGAAGUCGAAUUCUGAUGUUUUUGAAACCACUUGAUACACAUAUUUUCACCCAAUGCCUCACAACCAGGGGGAUGGUGUUUACGGCCAGAUUAUGAGAAAGUUUUGUACGGAGCUAUAUGACUGAGCCUAAAUCUCCACAGUGCAGCCCAACCUGGAUGAUGGUAGGAGGAUGACUCUGUAGAUCUGGAUGAUUAUAAAUGAAGGGUUCAGUGAACUUUCUUUGGCUCUGUGGAGCUAAUACACAGACAACCCUGGAACUGAUGUACGAGGAAGAUCAUUUUCUGUCUCCUUAACUGCCAGACAAGGGCAAUUCUUUAUACAGCAUAUAGUCUUAUACAUGUAUUGGGUCCGGUAUAAGUUAUCGGGUUUGAUUGACCCGAUAACUCAACCAAUGCCCUGUUGCAUAAAAGAAUAGGAUGGAACGGUAGAUAACCUCAACUAUACUUCACAGUAAUUCCUCAAUUGUUUGCCUUUGCUUUUUCCUAAGGUGAAUGACCUUUUGUUGAAAAUAAUGUUUGGUAAUAAAUAGUACGCUGCUUUUGGGCUUCAUACCUGUCUUAUUUUAAAGAGUUAGCUUGUUUCUUUUUCUACCUUGUGAUUUUUUUGACGUCUUUUACUUCAAUCUUCUGGUUUUCCUUGAAUCAUCAGGCAGUACCCAGUUGUAGAAAGAAUGUUUGCGAGUGGCAGCCAGUGGAAGCUUCUCUUUACUGUAUGCAGGCUGUGGCUAAGUCUGUUCCAGUUCUAGAAGGUGAAAUGAUGCCUCAGGUAUAAUGGAGCUCUUCUGGAUCACCCUGUAACACUUGGUAUUAAUUAUGUAUUGGAAUUACAUAUGCCUAUCAUUUUUUGUGGAUUGCUUCAUAAGGUUAAGGAACCUUUUUUUUUCUGUGGAUUGAAUGCCCCAGCUGUUUACGCUCAUGCAUACUUUCUAUGACGGUUUAACCAAUUUUAUUAAAUACGCUGCCCAACUUUUCCUGUUUUGUUAUUCUGUUGUCUUCUUGAUUUUCUUGAUGACCUUGUUUGGAGGAAUUUUUUCUGCUCUUGAACUUAUUAUUAAAUUCUAACGGUUAAAUAACUGUUAGUUCCGCUGUUUGUAUGAAUAGGUUUUCUCAAUUCUCCCGGAGCUUCCUCAUCAACCUCAGCUGCUGCAGACGGGUAAUGUUUUCUCUUCGGGGCUGUCGUUGAUCAAUAUGAUCCAUUUGGCGUGCUGAAUUGGAUGUGCUUUAUUUUCUUCUAGCUGACUGUAAAUAAUCCCAUUGCAAAGUUUUUUAUUAUGAACGCAUAGUGCCCUAUGGAUGCCUAUAUAUGUUUGUGUUUUUGUCUUUAUCUACACACGCAUUUAUCUGAAAUGGGCGCAUGCAGUCAUGGAUGUAUCUACGUCACAAUUCAUAUUUCUAUUCACGGUCAGGUACGUUGGUGCACUGAAAAGUUCAACAGACGUGUCUACACGUAGCCAUGCAUAUACUCGUUGUGUGCAUGUGAUGUGUGUAUUUGUGGGGCACCCCACCAUUUUUUGCAUCUUUUUGUACUCGAUUCACAUUCUCUUAUGACAUUUUUACUUUAGAGUGCUUUUUUCAUCUUAAUUUCAUUUUUUUCCAGUUUGCUCAACAAUUGGAGCUUAUUCAAAAUGGCUCAACGCCUUGCCAUCUGUCCUGCCUUCGUUAGUGGAUAUUCUCACGAGAGGCAUGAGUUCAUCUGAGGAAUCUGCCGCGUCUGCAUCUGUCGCAUUUAAGUACAUAUGUGAAGGUAUAUUCCUUUGCCUCUAUGGUACUUUUUGUUCCAUAUUUUUUUUGGUUUCUUAUCUUUCUGGAAGAAAUUAUCAACAUUGAAAAAUUCUUGUUGACUGGAUAUCUCUACUUUUACUGAAUAUAUAGUACUACUGAUUACAGCAUUUACCUAGGUAAUAUCGUCGCAUCUGUGAAUGUAUCAUAAUGCUGUGUUUUUCAUUUUCUUCUAGACCUCGAUCGUGCCAAGAUUAUUUACUUUCCGCUAGUAGUUCAGGUUUUUUUCUUUGAUAUAGUGCCUCUGCAAUAUAUCUGAAUUCGCGGAUUUCUCCAUGGCCUCAAGAGAUAAAUUUAUAGGCUCAUAUCUUGCCUUCUAGUGUUUGGGACACAGAGACUAUAAGAAAUUAAAGGAAGCUUUGGGAUUCUAAGUCUGAUAAAGGGAAGGUUGAUCUAGCAUGAGCCAGAUUUCUCUGGGUAUGAUUGGCACUUUCGUUUGUGAGAUGAAUAGCCCUUUUUCCAAAUGAAAUCAAUGUUACCACGUGUCAAAGUGUCGUUUUCUGGGGCGGUUUAUAUUUCUCUUCCUGUUUGGUACCAUUCAAAAGUCGAAUAACUUCCCUGAACAUUUCUGAUUCUUGUUUUUUCAGAUUGCCGUGGACAGCUGAGUGGAUCAUUGGACGGUCUCUUCCACAUUUACCAUAUUGCUAUCAGUGGUGAAGGGGGCUUCAAGUUAUCCACUGAUGAUUCUAUGCAGUUGGUUAUAGCUUUGAGGUACUUCAGUUCCAAAAUGAGCAUUUGAAUUUCACCAUUUUACUCUGCUUAACAACUCUUAAAACAUAACACUUAAUUAAUUCCACUUUGAAUCUUGCUCUCAAAUUCAUCAUGGUAGAUUAUAAUCUCAAAUAUCAUCGGAAUUAUUGCCUUUUUCAGUCUAUCAGAUGCUUGGCAUGAAGCUCGAUUUUCAGUACGGUACCUUUUUCUUUAAUAAGACGAUUUUUUUUUUGCUCUUGGCUUAGUAGGCUUUUCAGAAGUAUUUCAAAAAGUACGAAAUUUAAAUUACACAAGAUUUAAAUUUGAAGGAGACGUAAUUCAUGCCUUAACUAGAAUGAGCUAAUGUUUCUGUCACGGAAAGUCAAAGUGGAUUUGUGCUCGUGUGAUCAAUGAUAAAACGUUAUGCACCUAUGAAAGCAGUUAAUGGUGCGGUUAACAUAGAAUGGUAAUAUUUCUUUUAAAGUAGAAAAAAUCUUCACUCAGAUUCUUUUUACUAAUCUGGAAGUCAUUCAGUGGGAUGUAGAAAAAGACUGGCUUGCCCAAUCCUCAUAACGACGUUCUUGAAUGCAUUCAACCAAAACAAUGACGAGGAGACUAUAUGAUGAGUAAAUGCAGCUUGAUAUUGUUCUACCUACCAGCUUGAACCUUGACCAGUCCGAAAUUGAUGGAUCAGGCGCAAAUAUAACAAUGACUGUUUGCUUGAAGGUUUAUGAUCUAUUUCCAAAUGUGUACCAGCAUAUGUCAGGAGAUUGGUUGUUGCCUGAGGUUUAAAUCCACUUCUUAAACCCUUAAAUAAACAGGUGGAUACCCAUUUCUUGAAGGACUUUCUGUGCCUUCCUCCUUGGGAUACCUCCUCGGAUCGUAUCAAAUACCCAUCUGUAAACAGCAAUUGUAACAAAAUGCAUGCAUAAUCUGAAAUUCGUUUACUACAUCUUGAAACCUUUUCUUUUUUUUUUUUUGUAGCGCGCUUAUUUCAGUACUCCCUACAGAGCACGCCAAAAAGGCAGUGGAAUUAUUGUGUCUCCCUGCCGUCGCUCCCUUAGAGGUUUGCCCCAAACACAAGGAACCUCUAAACAAUGUGACUUUCUUAUUGAUCAGACACCCUUUUGUUCUUGCACAAGCAGAAGGUAACCCAUGAAGCCGGGGGAUCCCUGGAGCAAAUCCUCGCGCGCCAUCUCACAGUUCAUAUUGAUAGGCUCGCCUGUAUUUUUAGGUAAACAUAUGCUAAUUAUUCCAUGCCAUUUUUCCAUCAAUAGUACUGGAAAUUGACAAGUUAAAAACUCCCAUCAGGAAUGUGAAUCUCCCUGAAGUUGUGGCAGACACUAUUCAUAGGCUUUGGCCGAUUUUCAAAGCCAUAUUUGACCGGUAAUUCCCCCGCUGCUUGACUCCCUCAUUGUGGAUUCCUUGCUGCUUCCUGUUUAACUCUUUUAUGCGGUCCAAAAAUGUAGUCGGGCCUGGGACAUGAGGACCAUGGAAUCUCUAUGCCGAGCUUGCAAAUAUGCCGUAAGUCAUUACAAUUUAGCUUCAUGCCCUUCCUGUAUUUUCCUUCUUCAUCCCAAGCUUGUAACAAGCAUUUUAUUCUCUUUUGAGAUGAGAAUCUACCUGAUGCACUGAAGGUUGACUUCCCCGUCUAAAAUGCUUAGUAGUUUUGCGUGCUGUGUUCCCGGCCCCUGUGGGACAUUGAUCUCCUCGGCCCAGGUUGAGAUAUCUGUCAGAAUGCGGUAGGAAUAAGCCUGAUCGGUCUCAGCAGAGGUCUACCACCUUUUAGUAGCUAUGUUGGAGGAACAAAAACUGAUUUAAAUCGUGCCUGAUAUUUCAUCCAAAAAUAACUCACGAUGCUAAUGCCAGAGAAUAACUACAACGCAUGAAAUGGAUUGCGGUACUUUCUCUGCAUUCACCCUCUCCGUGUUUUUUUUUUUUUUUUUUUUUUUUUGGCUGAAGCUGAGGACUUCAGGAAGGUACAUGGUAGUCACCAUUGGGGCCAUGCUUGAGGAAGUGCAGGUUUUAUAUCCUCAGCACAACCAGCCAUGCUUCCUCUAUCUUUCAAGCGAAGUUAUAAAGGUGACCACAGGCCACUUGAGUCCUGCCUGACCCUGCGUACUCGUUUGUGGGCUUUUUUGUUUUUUUUUCUUUUCAUACUGUUUAAUCUUCGUUACUAACCAAUGUCUGCUGCUGCCUGGGGCAGAUAUUUGGGUCAGACCCAUCUUGUGCGAGCUACCUCCGGAGCUUGAUCGAGGCGCUCUUCGGUCACACCACGAAGAUUCUCACGUCAAUACAAGUAUUCCUUCAGAAUUUCCAUCUUCUCUUCAAUCCCGGCCAUGGUUGCUCACGCAUAGGUCUUAUGCUGGAAUGGGUUUCAUCUGGCGUUGCAGGAAUUCACAGCAAGACCAGACUUGGCCGACGACUGUUACCUACUGGCAUCGAGAUGCAUCCGAUAUUGCCCCGAUUUGUUCGUCCCUUCUUCCAUUUUUGCGUCACUAAUCGAAUGCUCGAUGGUCGGGGCGACAAUACAGCACAGGUAAUCCCCAUUUCUUCUCCUCCUCGUCGUUGUCGUAGUCUCCUUCUUAAGAAUGCCCUCUGCAGGAUGGUUUUCAAGCUGUUCUGCUCUCCUAGCUCGAUGGCCGAAGCUAUGACUAUGAGAAAUAUCAUCAGUCUGCCUGUUCCUUGUCUGCUGGGGAAUUUUCUGCUUUAUCAGCGCGUCAAUGGUCAUCAUCAUCAUGCUAACCAACAUCUUGACCUUGUUUUCUCUGCGCAGGGACGCCUGCAAAUCCAUAUUGACCUUCUUGUCGGACGUUUUUGACCUCGCCAACUCUCCCGCCGGAGUAAAAUACCGCCCGAUCAUCGACAGCGUCGUGCUCUCCCGCGGCGCGACGUUGACCAGAAUCUUGAUCGCCUCCAUGGCGGGGGCGCUUCCUCCUUCCCGGCUCGAAGAGGUAAUCCGUCAGCCGUCUCCGGACUGGAAUCUGGCUCCUCCCUGAUUCGCCGUCCUCUUGCAGGUAACCUACGUCUUGCUGGCGUUGACCAGGGCGUACGGUGCGAAGGUGUUGGGGUGGGCGAAGGAGAGCGUCGCGCUGAUACCGGCGGCGGCGCUGACCGAGGCCGAGUGCUCCAGAUUCCUGGAGACCCUCUCGGAGGCGGCGGCGGCGGGUUCGAACAUCGCCGCCUUGACGGAGACCCUCGAGGAGCUCUCCGAGGUCUGCCGCCGCAACAGGAUGGUUCAGGAGAUCAUCCAGGGGGCCUUGAGGCCUCUCGACCUGACCUUCGCGGCGGUCUCCUCCUGA